AUGUCAAGCUCCCCGAUAAUUUCCCAGCCAACUACUCACCCGACACCCGUGCCCAGUACUCCAUCGAGUACUCCCCCUAUCGCUCAACUAACACCGGGCAACUCAGGAGACAGUACUGGUAAGGUUAUCGCGGGUUACUGGCAGGGAUGGAACAUGGGCAAGCCCUGUGCUACCAUGAAGCCGGAGGAAAUCCCCGUGGAAUCACUCACGCAUCUCAUCUUUUCAUUUGGAUUCCUCGCCCCGAAUACCUAUAAAGUACUACCCAUGCCAGAUACCGAAGAAGGCUUGUUCAGGCAGGUCACGGAUGUCAAAAAGAAGAAUUCGAAUUUGAAGGUCCUUGUUGCUCUUGGGGGAUGGACACAUACUGACCCCGGGCCAUACCGCGAGGUAUUUACUACCAUGGUAUCCUCGUCCGCCAAUCGACAAAUGUUCAUCACAAAUCUGUUUAGCUUUCUAUCUCAAUACGGGUUCGACGGUGUUGACAUCGAUUGGGAAUACCCUGGAGCCGAAGAGAGAGGUGGCCGCCCAACCGACAAAGAGGAUUUCACGAAACUUCUGCAGGAGAUGCGGCAGCAAUUCCAAAACAAAUACGUGAUAACGUUCGCAGCACCCUUGGCUUCUUAUUACUUGCAGAACUACGAUCUGAAGAGUGCCUCUGAGGCUGUGGACUGGAUUAACGUCAUGGCGUAUGAUAUCCACGGCACAUGGGAGAGCGACAAAAAGGCCGCCGGGCAUACGAACUUGACCGAUGUCAACAAAGGGGUAGAGAAUUACCUUCAGGCUGGUGUAGCACCAAAUAAAGUUGUCUUGGGGACGGCUUUCUACGGUCGCAGCGUAAAAUUGGCGAGUGGAGGAUGCACACAACCCGGCUGUCCGUUUGUAGGACCGGGAGCUGAGGGACAAUGCGUCAAGACUGCAGGCUAUUUGUCUUACACGGAGAUACAGGAUAUCAUAUCUGGCGGUGCAAAACCGGUGUUUGACCAGGCUGGCUCGGUUCAGCAUCUAACAUGGGGCGGGGACAAUUGGGUCUCUUACGACGAUCCACAGACCAUCAAGAUAAAAGUGGACUAUGCUAGGAGAAAGGGAUUACGAGGGCUCAUGGCCUGGGCCAUAGAUAUGGACGACGAGCAAAGGAGCAUGACCAAAGCUUUGUCGGGUCACUGA
Aspergillus oryzae RIB40 is the source of this 1164-nucleotide messenger RNA. RefSeq names its product glycoside hydrolase family 18 protein. The coding region runs from base 1 to 1164 and encodes 387 amino acids. The record is from RefSeq and is a predicted model, not a curated record. Lineage: Eukaryota; Fungi; Ascomycota; Eurotiomycetes; Eurotiales; Aspergillaceae. The transcript is spliced from 4 exons. Gene Ontology annotation, biological process: carbohydrate metabolic process. Gene Ontology annotation, molecular function: hydrolase activity, hydrolyzing O-glycosyl compounds; chitin binding.